Messenger RNA from Plasmodium yoelii, 3810 nucleotides. RefSeq names its product insulinase. The transcript has a single exon. The record is from RefSeq and is a predicted model, not a curated record. NCBI's taxonomy places the organism in Eukaryota, Apicomplexa, Aconoidasida, Haemosporida, Plasmodiidae. Bases 1 to 3810 code for a protein of 1269 amino acids. Gene Ontology annotation, molecular function: metal ion binding.
AUGGUACACGAUUAUGUAAGAAUAAAUAAAAUUGAGUUGGAACAUGGGUUAUGUGUUGAAGAGUAUUACUCAAAAAGGUCAGGAUUAAGAAUAAUAUUAAAUAAAAUAAAUAGUCCGAAAAUAUAUGGAUAUUUUACAUUAUUGACAGAAGCAGAAAAUGAUGAAGGAUUACCACAUACAUUAGAACACUUAAUAUUUUUAGGAAGUAAUCUAUAUCCAUAUAAAGGUUUAUUAGAUGCUUUAGCAUAUAAAUGUUUAUCAGAAGGAACAAAUGCAUGGACCAGUAUUGAUCAUACAUGUUAUACAAUUGAAACUGUAGGUAUUGAAGGGUUUACUAAUAUUUUGCCAAUAUAUUUAGAUUUUAUUUUAAACCCAACACUUGAAGAUAAUAUGUUUUUAUCAGAAAUUCAUCAUUUUUCUGAAGAAGGUCAUAAUGGUGUUGUUUAUUCAGAAAUGAAAUCGAUUGAAAAUGAUUGUGAUAAUAUUGUAGAAAGAACAUUAUUAAAUAAUUUAUAUCCAAAUAAAAAAAGUGGAUAUCGAUUUGAAACUGGUGGUACUUUAGAUGGUUUGCGUAAAACAAAUAAUAAUAGAGUAAAAGAAUAUUUAAAAAAAUUUUAUAAAUUUAAUAAUUUUGCAUCUAUUAUUUUUGGAAAUUUUGAUAAUGAUACAAUCUUAAAUAUAAUUUAUGAAUUUGAAACAUAUCAUUUAAAUUUACAUCCUGAACAAGCAAGGCAAAAUGAUAAUUCUUUAAAUUUAGAAAAUAAAAAUUGUGAUAAAAAUAAUACUAAUAAAAUAAAUGAUAUAGAUAUAUUUCUUAGAGAUAUUCAAAAUAUAAAUAGACCAUGGAAUAAUAAAGAAAAUGUUGAAAAACAAAAUAAAUCAAAUAUUGUAAAAAAAUAUUAUCCAUGUAAUAAUUUGAAUAAUGGUCAAGUUAGUGUAGCAUGGAGAGGAUGUAAUUGGAAUGAUUUUAAAACAAAGCUAGCUCUUAAUUUGUUUGGAAAUUAUUUAACAGAUUUAACAACUUCCCCAAUUAGUAAAAAAUUAUUAGAAGAUAAAGAGAAUACAUUUUGUAGUAGUCUAGAUUUUUCUAUUGAAGAUUUGAAAGAGAAUUAUUUUGUGAUCGAUAUUUAUGAUGUUGUUCAUAAGUUUAAGGAAUGCAAACAUGAUGAAAAAAGAGACCAAGUUGAAACGGAUGGAAAUAACUCUAAAAUGGAAAUAGUAGGAGAAAUAACAAGGAAAUGUAUUAAAGAAGUAUAUGAUAAUCCGUUAAAUAUGAAUAGAUUAAAAAAUAUAAUAAUUAGAUCUUAUUUGCAACAUUUAAAAGAUUUAGAAACUAUUCCACAAUAUUUGCUAAUUGAAUUAAUUAUAAAAUAUUUUAUUUAUGGUAGAAAUGUAACAGAUUUAGAAAAUUCAUUGAAUCUGAAAAAUAUAUAUUUAGAAUUAUUGGAAGAACCAGAAUUAUAUUGGAAAAAUUUAAUACAAAUUUAUUUUUUAAAUAAUAAUUAUGUAGAAGUAAGAUGUUAUCCUAGUUAUAAAAAAGCAAAAGAAAUCGAACGUUUUGAAAAGGAAUUAAUAAAGAAAGAGCAAGACAAAUAUGGAAUAGAUAAGUUAAAUGAAAUGGUAAAACAAAUAAACGAAAUAAAAGAAGGUAUUAAAAAAAAGCCACCUCAAGAUGCUUUAAAUAUUGUAGAUUUUUCGAAAGCAAAAAAUGUAGUAAUUGAUGGGAUCACCGUAUUCAGAAAUUUUGAGUCCAUCCAAAGGGAAGGCAAACAAGGCGAACAAGGCGAAGCAGGACAAAGCGAAGCAGGACAAAGCGAAGCAGGACAAAAUGACGCCGGACAAAUUCUGAGCCAAAUUGAUGGGAGCAUGCAAAAAGUGGCAUUUCCGGUGCAGCUAAGUCAAAUAGAAUCCAAUUUUGUUUCUCUAAAUUUGUUAAUUAAUUGUAACAAUAUUGAUAAUGAAUUAAAAAAAUACUUGCCUUUAUUUAGCUAUUUAAUUUUUGAAACAGAUGUAGAAGUAAAUAAUGAAAUUAUAAAAUGUGAAAAUUUUUUAGAAGAAUUAAUAAAAUAUAGUAUUAGUUAUGAUAGUAAUUAUAGUUUAGGAGGGAAUGCAAAAGGGUUUAAAUCAGGAUGUUUAGGAAAUUUAUUAUGUAUUCAAAUUGUUGGGUUAGUAGAAAAUUAUGAAAAAUUAUUUGAUUUAUUAUUUUUAUCAAUAUUUAAAAUAAACUUAUCAUUAGAAAGAUUAGAAAUUAUUCUAAAAUCAGAAUAUCAGAAUCUGUUACAAAAAAAAACACAACCCAAAACUUUGAUUUUAAAUAUAGAAUAUUUUUUAAGAUAUUUACAAAAUAGUAAUGCUGGAAUUAUUUCUAUUGGGCAACAAGAAUUAAUUUUACAAACCAUAAAAGAUAAAAAUAAUUUAGAAGAUUUAUUAUCAAAAUUGAAUACAUUGAAAAAUCAAUUAUUUAAAAUAACCAAUUUUGUAUUAACUAUAGAUGCAAACUUUUUUAAAAUUGACAAUAUCUUCUCAUGGUAUAAUAAAUGGUUUACAGAUGUAGACAAGACACAAUCUCUCGCCAAUUUUGUAAAUCCCGCCAAUUUUGUAAAAUUCCCAUAUAUUGAUAUUUUUGACUUUGGAAAAAAUCAAGAAAGCCUUGCAAAAAAUUCGAGUUCGAAAUAUUUGGCUCCCCAAGCUCACCGCCCCAGUCUUUCCGAAUCGGCCAAGUCUGAAAAAGGUGAAAAAGGUGAAAAAGGUGGCGAAAAUGACAAAUUGGCCAACUUUGCCAAGUUUGAAAAAGGUAAGGGUGACGUGCGGGCAAGCUCGAAAAGCAAAAAAUAUGUCUCCCUCGGAACGUGCGUGCAUCAAAGUUUAUUCAAAUAUUUAAACAUAGAAUUUGAAAAAGAAAAUAAAGAUUAUAAAAAAAAUGUAGUAAAUGAUAAAGUAUACAAUGCAAUAAUGUGUGGAAUAAAAAGUACAGAUGUUUCAUAUUUAAAUUUAACAGUAAAAACAGAAUCAGGAUAUACAUCUGAUGAAUAUCCAUGUUUACUUAUUUUAAGAGAAUUUUUUUCAAUGACAGAAGGACCAUUAUAUAAUAUAAUUCGAGGAGGUGGAUAUGCUUAUGAAUGUGGGUUAAAUUAUAAUCCAAUAUUAGGUGAGCUAACAUUACGUAUCUAUAGAUCUAGUGAUAUUAUAAAUGCAUUAAUAGAAGCUUUAAAAAUAUUAGAAUAUUAUUGCCAAUAUGAAAUGAAAGAAAAUGAAUUACAUCUAGCCAAAAAUAGUGCUUACUAUACAAUAUUUAAUAAUCAGGAAAUUAGCUCAGAUAGAGCCUCACAAACUGUUUAUUUAAGUUUAAAAAAUUUAGAUUUAAAUUUUUAUGAACAUUUAUUGGUAGAUAUAGAAUCUGUUACAACUAGCCAACUUUUAAAAAUAUGUAAAAAAUAUAUCAGUAAAAUUGUUAAUUUUAAAAUAGAUAAAAAUAAUGCAAUUGAUGGAUCAACUUUAUCAAUUAUUACAUCAGAAGAAAAAGUAGAAUCAAUCAAAUCAAAUUUAAAAGAUAAAAUAAAUUUAGGAAUUAUUAAUAAAUUAUCUAUUUCACAACUUUUUCAUUUAUUACAAACUUAUGAUAUUAAUUCAGCUCUUCAUUAUUCUCCAAAUUUAUAUGACUCUAUAGACAAUCAAUUUAAAGAAAAUAUUCAAAGUGAUGAAAAUUAUUCAAAUUCAGAAAAUUGUUCUCAAUCAUCUUAUUCUUCUUCUCAAUCAGACUCCUCAUUUUGCUGUGAUGACGAUUCUUACCCCGGACAUUCUGAUGCAUAG